CUGUUUUUAAGAUACAAUCCUAUUUCUUGUUUGUGUUUAACAGUACUUACAGUGGCAAGGUGUUCCGCGUGACCUUCUUGACUUUGGCUGUGUCCCUAAUUAUUCCCCUGCUUGGAGCCAUUGUUCUACUGGAUUGUCCUAUAGACCCACAGCCCAUAAGCUUGAAAGAGCCUCCCCUUCUGACGGGUGUUCUGGAGCCAAAUAUCAAGUUACGAAAAGCUGAGCGAUUAUGGGAAGGUCAACUUGUUGGACCAGAAUCCAUUGUUAAUAUUGAUGAUGUCCUCUAUACUGGGACAGCUGAUGGAAAGAUUCUAAAAAUUGAAGAUGGGGAAUUACAGACAAUAGCUAGAAUUGGCCAUGGUCCUUGUGGCAGGCCAGAAGAUGAGCCAACUUGUGGAAGGCCACUUGGCAUCAGAGUUGGACCAAAUAAUACCCUUUUUGUGGCAGAUGCUUAUCAUGGACUCUAUGAAAUUAAUCCUGACACAGGUGAAACAAAAAUGCUUGUGUCAACCAAAACACUAAUUGAAGGUCAGAAGCUGUCUUUUCUGAAUGACCUUACAGUCACUCAGGAUGGGAGGAAAAUCUACUUUACUGAUUCCAGCAGCAAAUGGCAAAGGCGGGACUACAUGUUCUUGGUUAUGGAAGGCACAGAUGAUGGGCGCCUGCUCGAAUAUGACACAGUGACAAAAGAAGUGAAAGUCUUAAUGACAGGAUUGCAGUUCCCUAAUGGAGUCCAGCUCUCUCAAGCAGAAGACUUUGUCCUGGUGCAGGAAACAACCAUGGCUAGAAUCAGGAGGUAUUAUGUGUCUGGUCUGAUGAAAGGUGGAGCAGAUAUUUUUGUUGAGAAUAUGCCUGGUUUUCCAGAUAAUAUCAGGUUAAGCAGUUCUGGAGGAUAUUGGGUGGCUAUGUCAACUAUCCGGCCCAAUCCUGGAUUUUCUAUGCUGGAUUUCUUGUCUGAAAAACCAUGGAUUAAAAGAAUUAUAUUUAAGCUGCUGAGUCAGGAAACUCUGAUGAAGUUUGUGCCCAGAUAUAGCCUUGUUGUUGAACUUAGUGAGACAGGAUCCUACAGAAGAAGCUUUCAUGAUCCCAAUGGAGUGACGGUACCUUACAUUAGUGAGGCACACGAACACAAUGGAUAUCUCUAUCUGGGCUCCUUCCGGUCUCCAUUUAUUGGUAGACUUAAUCUUCAGCAUGUUUAAUUGUCCACCUAUGAUGAAGUGCCACCGUCCUUUAAUACUGCAGAGGUAUGAAGGAAGCAUGUGCUUGAGACAAUGUGUGACCAAGGAUGAAAAAAAGAAGACGUUAGUCAAUAUAUGCAGUAGCACUGGUCUAUUGCCAUGGAAAAA
Messenger RNA from Tinamus guttatus (white-throated tinamou), 1346 nucleotides. NCBI's taxonomy places the organism in Eukaryota, Metazoa, Chordata, Aves, Tinamiformes, Tinamidae. The record is from RefSeq and is a predicted model, not a curated record.